This is a messenger RNA of Anisakis simplex (herring worm), 1923 nucleotides long. NCBI's taxonomy places the organism in Eukaryota, Metazoa, Nematoda, Chromadorea, Rhabditida, Anisakidae. The record is from the annotation of a GenBank genome assembly.
AUGUUGAUGCUCUUCAACUCGACCAAACGUUCCUUCAUCGAACCGCCAUUCGAUUUACCCGUCAGCUUUGCAAAUUUAUUGAAAGGACGACGAAGUUUUCACAGAGGGCAUCAGCGUUCAGUUUGCUCGCCCACAUUCUUGGUUGCAGUGUUUGUCGUGAUUCUGAAUGCAACGAUCGUUCCGGUUGUGCAAGCGCAAUGCCCUCCGCUGCAAGCACCCUGUCGGUGUGCACCAUCCAUUUAUGAGCCUGUCUCGAUCAUUUGUGAAAAUGCUGCGAGUCUUUCGGAUAUUAUUCAAGCGAUCUCACAAGCACGAAAUACACCCAUCGAUUCAUUGCUUAUUCUCGAUUCACCUGUGACAACGUUGCCAUCGAACACAUUCGUCGACUUCACAAUACUUCGUUUAGUGAUUAAUGGUUGCAAUUUGGGCAUCAUCGAAGAUGGUGCCUUCAAUGGCCCGUUGAUCGACUCGUUGGUCGAGUUGGACUUGACCGAUAAUCAGCUGGGUAUUGUACCGCAGACUGGUUUACCACGAUUGAGGAAUUUGCGUAAACUCUAUCUGAAUCGAAAUCGAAUCAGCGCACUGCAGUCUGACAGUUUCGCGCUGUAUGAGAGCCGUGAUAUCCUGUUGAAGUUAGAGUUGGCCGGAAAUCGUUUGACAAACGAUGCGCUUGGUAAUCAACAAGCGUUCAGGCCACUCAGAUCGCUGCAGCAACUGAGUCUGGAGACAAACGCUCUGACUGCUAUACCGAGUGCGGCGUUUGUCAAUCAACGGCAAACGCUCACCAAUCUCAAUCUUGGCCUAAACCAAAUCAACCAAGUCCCAGUCGGGGCGUUGGAUUUCCCGAAUUUGUCGUCACUUUCACUCGAAUUCAAUGGUAUCUCCGAAAUCAUACCACCAGCCUUUCAAGGCGUACCAAUAUUGCAAUAUUUAUAUUUGACUGGGAAUAACUUCCCGUCAUGGCAGCCAGAAAUGUUCCGCUAUAUUGGUCAGUUGAGGACGCUUGGCAUUGGUGAAACACCGAUUUCGGUGAUACCUGCAAACGCAUUUCAGUAUAUUCCACAUUUGGUUCGUUUGGAAAUGUCCGAGGCAGCUGUUGAUACCAUUGAACGUGGUGCUUUCCAACGGACACCGCACAUUCAGGCGAUAAUCCUCAAUAAAAAUCGUUUAUCACUAAUCGAUCAACUCCUCAAAGUUCCCACAAAACAUGCCUCUGAUCAUAUGCAGUCAGUCAAUGCCUUGAAUAGGAAGCUCUAUGCGGUCAACGUUGGUGGCAACCGAAUUGAACGUGUUGAACCGUUGGCGUUUGCAAAUUUACCAGAAAUCAGCAAUCUCGAUAUAAGUUUCAAUCAACUGCAAACGUUGCCCGAGAACACGUUCAUGAAUUCGUUCAUACCGCAUCCGAACGAACGACGUGUGAUGUUCGUAUGCGGUAAUCCGUGGUUGUGUGAUUCGGCACUGAAUUGGUUCCGCCAAAUGUUGCGUGAGAAUGUCGAUAUUGACAUCAAUAAACCGGGAUGUACCGCAGUUUGUGUUCAAUCCAUAAACGGUUGCCCGCCCGAGGGGACACCUCUGAGGGCUGUCGACUUCUGCGCCAACGACACAGCACUACCUCUGACCGGUAGUGCGCUCUCAUUGGUUGGCUGGAUUAUUUUAGCAAUAAUCAUGACAAUCUUAUUGAUAAGUAUUUGUUUGAUGGCACUUGUCAAGUACGGAAUAGCUUAUCGACGUAGGAAACUGAAGGAUGAAGGCGUUCUGAGUGAUGAACAACGAAUGGGUUCAUCAACAACCUCAGUUUAUCGAGUGGUCACACCGUCGGUGGUAACACGAUCACGAUCGUAUGUGGCACCAACAGGAAUGAUCGAUCUCGACCUGCCACCAGCACAUACUCUCGACGAGUAUCCAGCAACAUAUUUAUAUUGA